UUUGUUUUUGCAUCGUAAUUUAUUUGUUGUUUGACAUCUUAAUUUUUGAAUAAUUUUACUUAUAUUUCUAAAGUUUUCAGCAUUGAUAGGGAAUUCAAGUUAAAAUACCCAUUGCGCGUUUUUUAAUUUGUACAUUUUUAUGAAGCCUGCAUUAUAAAAGAUAAAAAUAUUCUUCUGUCAUAUCUCAUUUAGUGUCUUUAUAGCCUUACAAUAUAUUAUUAUUUUUUUUAUUUUCAAGGGCUGAGUUAACAAUGCUACGAAAUUCAAUGAAACCCAUACAAGAAAAAUCAGUCAAAUUUACCGACCGAGAAAAGCUUCAAGAAAAAGUUUUGGAGCUAGAAAAGUUGCUGCUUUUGUCAAGAAAAGAAAAUGAGAAAAUGGUACAUAAUUUUGUGAAAACGAACGAAUUACUGUGCAAAUUCAUGGAUAAAUAUGCAGACGUAAAGGAUUCAGAAAAGUCUUCAGCAAAAGAAAUCGAGCGUCUUCGAAAAGAAAUAAAUGUUCUGAAUCAAGCUUUGGAGGAAAAGACAGCAGAAAUUAAAAAUAACACAACGACGGAAACUCAGACUGAAGACGUUUCGGAUGGAAAAGAAGAAAGAUCGUGUCUUACCAGUCAUAUGGGUGUUAACUUUAUAACACCAUCAAUGGAAAUGUUAUCACCAGCGAAAAAAAAAAUAUGUUCAACAUCGAAAUUUGCAUUUUCGGAUGGCUUGAAUAAGUAUGUAAGCAAAACUUUGAAAGAAAUUACUAAAGAACAUCUUCCUUAUUUACCUGAUAAAUUUACUGCACUUGAGGUAAGAAAGGAAGAGAUAAUUCUAAGCGAAGUUAUGAAAAGGAAGCAUGACAUGAUUGAAGAAGAUAAAGAGCUUCCAUUGAUCUCAAACAAACAUGAGCUCAAAUCUGUACUCUAUACUUCUGAUACUGUAGGAAGCAAAGAUGCGUGUAUCGCCAUUGACUCUGAUAAUUCAAAAGAAAAUUCUAUACAUGUUGACGAUGAGAAAAAUGAAGUUAAUUCUUUAAAGGAUGGUAAUAUAAAAAGCGAUAGUAUUAUUAAGAAUUCUUAUGAAUUAACCGCACUUAACGAACAACCUAAUAAAACUAAAGAAAAUGAAACUGAUAAUGAAAAGAAGAAUGAGCAGUUUCGUGACAUAAGUGGAUAAAAUCAUGCUUUCCAGUGAUAAAAGGAAUUGAAACAGUGAAAUUUUUUGCGUAUGUUAUUUUUAUGUUCUUUAAAGCAAUGUUACAUGAAAAUGUAUUUAGUGUAUUGUGUUAAUAUUCUUUCUGAUGUAUGGA
This is a messenger RNA of Stegodyphus dumicola, 1293 nucleotides long. Its product is annotated as coiled-coil domain-containing protein 73-like. The record is from RefSeq and is a predicted model, not a curated record. Lineage: Eukaryota; Metazoa; Arthropoda; Arachnida; Araneae; Eresidae.